CAAAUAUUGCUAUUACCAGGGACAGGUACAACUAAAUCGCAACAAAACAAUCACCGCUUCCGCCCGGCUUCCCCCCUCCUGGUUUGGUUGGUAAUGGAUCUGAGGCAGCCAAAUCAUACUCCCGUACCGUACUCACGGCAAUUGUACUCUCUCUGACUCGUUUACUGUGUGAAAGAUGGAAAGAAAACAAAUUGGGCAAUUUUACAAGAGAAAUUAACCUUGGUUGAUUGAGUUUGAGACCUGUAAGAAAAGUCAAGCUCUGCGGUUGGUCUCGUUGGCCCGCAAAGAAUCCAUCUCUCGGAACCCUUUUCAGGUUUCUUUAUAGGGUUUUGAAGAGAUUUCAUUAUACCCGCAUCUAGUUUUCUUGAAUUUUCCAUUCCUACCGGCUCCGUCAAUGGAUGCUUCUUCCCGGGCUCAAUCGUUCGGUCAAACUGAGAUUAAUUGGAACAAGCUUGAUAAGACCAAGUUUUAUGUCGUAGGGGCUGGAAUAUUUACUGGGCUUACAGUAGCACUAUAUCCUGUGUCUCUUGUAAAGACCAGGCUGCAAGUUGCUUCAAAAGAUGCUGUUGACAGGAAUGCAUUUUCUGUUAUAAGAGGCAUAUUAAGAACAGACGGAAUUCCUGGGUUAUACAGAGGUUUUGGUACAGUUAUCACUGGUGCAGUUCCUGCCAGGAUUAUAUUUCUUACUGCUUUGGAGACCACAAAAGUGGCUGCUCUAAAGUUAGUUGAACCACUCAAGUUAUCAGAACCUACAGAGGCAGCAAUAGCAAAUGGCAUUGCUGGCAUGGCGGCAUCUCUUUGUUCUCAGGCUGUGUUUGUUCCAAUUGAUGUGGUUAGCCAAAGAUUGAUGGUGCAAGGAUACUCAGGUCAUGCGACCUACAAUGGUGGACUGGAUGUUGUUCGAAAGGUCUUGAAGUUGGAUGGCGUUCAAGGACUCUAUAGGGGAUUUGGUUUGUCAGUCAUGACUUAUUCCCCAUCUAGUGCUGUAUGGUGGGCAAGUUAUGGUUCAAGCCAACGCCUAAUCUGGAGGCUCUUAAGUCAGGAGUCUGAGCCUGAGAAAUAUUCUCCUAGUCAAUCAACAAUAGUGUGUGUUCAAGCUGCGGGAGGGAUAUUGGCUGCUGCUGCAGCAUCCUGUAUCACAACACCACUGGACACUAUAAAGACUCGCUUGCAGGUUAUGGGACAUGAAAAGAGACAUACUAUAAGACAAGUUGUUAAAACAUUGGUUGUGGAUGAUGGAUGGAUAGGAUUAUACAGAGGGCUGGGUCCAAGGUUUUUCAGCAUGUCAGCUUGGGGAACGACAAUGAUACUUGCCUAUGAAUAUCUAAAACGCUUGUGCGUGAAGGAUGAAUAGAUUCAUCUGCUAGUCCCUCGGCAUCACUGUUUUGUACCCAUGAACGACAGAGACUUCAGUUUGCAGCUAAUUAGGAUUCCAUCUGUUAAAGAAA
This is a messenger RNA of Diospyros lotus (date-plum), 1448 nucleotides long. RefSeq lists its product as uncharacterized. NCBI's taxonomy places the organism in Eukaryota, Viridiplantae, Streptophyta, Magnoliopsida, Ericales, Ebenaceae. Gene Ontology annotation, biological process: transmembrane transport. The record is from RefSeq and is a predicted model, not a curated record. The transcript has 6 exons. Bases 395 to 1354 code for a protein of 319 amino acids.